AUGGCCACGCUGAGUGUCGAGGGUCAAUCCUGCCACAGGUUGAAGUUGAAGGCACUGAUAUUAAAGCAAGGCUGGCAAGCAAAACCCAAACCGACUGUGAGUGUGGAUCAGAGCUCCAUCUACACUGGAGACAGAGUUACUCUGAGCUGUGAUCUGCAGGCGAGACCAAAACCCACACUGACAGUCCAUCCAGCUGAGAGUGUGUUCAUUGGGGAAAGCGUCACUCUUACAUGUGAGAUACAGCCUGGAGGAUCCUGGCAGUACCACUGGUAUAGAGAUAAAACAGAACUUACUACUGGAAUAGAGGAUAGAUACACAAUCACUGAUGUUAAAGAGUCUGAUGAAGGUGAUUAUACAUGUAAAGGAACACAAUCAUCAGACCCAAAAUACACAGAGACCAGUGCUGCUGUUACACUGACUGUAUCAGAAAAACCCAAACCGACUGUGAGUGUGGAUCAGAGCUCCAUCUACACUGGAGACAGAGUUACUCUGAGCUGUGAUCUGCAGGGUCCUGGAUGGACUUUUCUCUUUUAUGAAGAUCAGACAUCAACUCCUCUCUCUGAAAAAGCUCCAGUUGCUAACACACAUGAAGUAACAAUCUCUAAUGUAGGACAAACAACAUACUACUGUAAAGCACUCAGGGGAAACUACGAGUCAGACAACAGCGAUCCAGCCACGAUUACAGUGACAGCAAGACCGCAGCCUGUAGUGAAAGUCCAUCCAGCUGAGAGUGUGUUCACUGGGGAAAGCGUCACUCUCACAUGUGAGAUACAGACUGACGGAUCCUGGCAGUACCACUGGUAUAGAGAUAAUAAAGAACUUACUACUGGAAUAGAGGAUAGAUACACAAUCACUGACGUUAAAGAGUCUAAUAAAGGUGGUUAUACAUGUAAAGGAACACAAUCAUCAGACCCAAAAUACACAGAGACCAGUGCUGCUGUUACACUGACUGUAUCAGAAAAACCUAAACCUGAACUCACAUCAAGUCUUACAGGAGACGUCCUGACAGGAAACUCAGUGACUCUGACCUGUACACUGAAUCUGCAGUCUUAUGGAUGGAGGUUUUACUGGAUUAAAGACACACAGAGCAAAGAGACUAAAACUGAAACAUUUAACUUCACCACCAGAUCAGUUAGAGUCUCUGAUGGAGGUCAGUACAGGUGCAGAGCUGGAAGAGGAAACCCAGUCUACUACACACAAUACAGUAAAGAAUUCUCACUAAAGGUUAAAGAGAUUAAACCUGUGGUGAUUAUAAAUCCUGAUACACAGGUGUACAGAGGAGAGAGAGUGACUUUCAGGUGUAACAUACAGACAGGAGGAGACACUGAGUGGACAUACAGCUGGUAUAAGAAUGAGAACACACAGACCCCACACCGCACAACACAGGAGUUUACAGUAGAUAUUACAGAACAGUACAGGAGUUAUUAUGAGUGUAAAUACACCUGCAGAGGAACGAGGAAAAGAGACUCUCAGAUCUCACAGAUCAGUGAUCCUGUUACACUCUCUGUAUCAGAAAAACCUAAACCUGUGAUCACAUCCAGCCGUAAAGGAGAAACACUGACAGGAAACUCAGUGACUCUGACCUGUAGACUGAAACUGCCGUCUGCUGGAUGGAAGUUUUACUGGAACAAAGAGAGACAGAGCAAAGAGACUGAGACUUCCACAGACUCCCACACCAUCACACCAGUUAGAGUCUCUGAUGGAGGUCAGUACAAGUGCAGAGCUGGAAGAGGAAACCCAGUCUACUACACACACUACAGUGAUGCACUCUGGGUAAAUGUUAUUGAGAUUAAACCUGUGGUGAUUAUAACUCCUGAUACACAGGUGUACAGAGGAGAGAGAGUGACUUUCAGGUGUAACAUACAGACAGGAGGAGACACUGAGUGGACAUACAGCUGGUAUAAGAAUGAGAACACACAGACCCCACACCGCACAACACAGGAGUUUACAGUGGAUAUUACAGGACAGGACUGGAGUUAUUACAGUCCCAUAUGCAGAGGGACGAGAAAAAGUGACUCUCAGAGCUCAGAGAAGAGUAAAGCUGUUCAACUCUCUGUAUCAGCAAAACCUAAACCUGUGAUCACAUCCAGCCGUAAAGGAGAAACACUGACAGGAAACUCAGUGACUCUGACCUGUACACUGAAUCUGCAGUCUGCUGACUGGAAGUUUUACUGGAUCACACCCACACAGAGCACUGAGACUGAGACUCCCACACACUCCCACACCAUCACACCAGUUGGAGUCUCUGAUGGAGGUCAGUACAAGUGCAGAGCUGGAAGAGGAAACCCAGUCUACUACACACACUACAGUGAUGCACUCUGGGUAAAUGUUACUGAGAUUAAACCUGUGGUGAUUAUAAAUUCUGAUACACAGGUGUACAGAGGAGAGAGAGUGACUUUCAGGUGUAACAUACAGACAGGAGGAGACACUGAGUGGACGUACAGCUGGUAUGAGAAUGAUAACACACAGACCCCACACCGCACAACACAGGAGUUUACAGUAAUUAUUACAGAACAGGACUGGAGUUAUUAUGGGGGUAAAUACACCUGCAGAGGGACGAGAAGAAGUGACUCUCAGAUCUCAGAGAUGAGUGAAGGUGUUACACUCUCUGUAUCAGAAAAACCUAAACCUGAACUCACAUCAGACCUUAAAGGAGCUGCACUGACGGGAAACUCAGUGACUCUGACCUGUAGACUGAAGCUGCCGUCUGCUGGAUGGAAGUUUUACUGGAUUAAAGACACACAGAGCAACGAGACUGAGACUGGAACAUUUCACUACUUUAUCAGAUCAGUUAGUGUCUCUGAUGGAGGUCAGUACAGGUGCAGAGCUGGAAGAGGAAACCCAGUCUACUACACGAACAGCAGUGAUGCACUCUGGGUAAAUGUUACUGGUGAAUCUCCUCUAGUGUCUCUGAUCAUCAGUCCCAGCAGAACUCAACACUUUACUAAUGACUCUCUCUCACUGAGCUGUGAGGACCAGAGAGACUCUACAGGAUGGACAGUGAGAGGACACACAAAUGGGACACUGUUUAAUUGUUCAUUAGUUUCAGGAUCUACAUGUAACAUCAGCUCCCUCUCUACAUCACACACUGGAGUUUACUGGUGUCAGUCUGAAUCUGGAGGACGCAGUAAUUCUCUCAACAUCACAUUGCACAAUGGUGAUGUGAUCCUGGAGAGUCCUGUCCAUCCUGUAACUGAGGGAAAUCCUCUGACUUUACGCUGUUUAUAUCGCAACACAAACAUCUCAGAGUCUGGUGCUGAUUUCUAUAAAAAUGAUUCAGUUCUCCAGAAGCAGACUACAGGAGAGAUGACCAUCAGUAGUGUCUCGAAGUCAGAUGAAGGUUUCUACCACUGUACACACCCAGAGAGAGGAGAGUCACCGAAAAGCUGGGUUUCAGUCAGAGUUCUCUCACAUGAAAAAGCUCAACUGUCAGUACUGAAGCUCCUCAGCAGUGUGGUAGCGGCCUCUCCGUAUGUGCUGGUGACCAUCAUUCUGGCAGUGAAAUGUUACAGAGCUCGAACUGAACCUACUGAGAACAAAAGACCAGAAUCAGUGAUAGAGGCCGAAGCAUCUUCCUGAGUUUUUCAGAGUCUUCUUUUUUCUUUUUUUUUAAUAAACUAGCUUUUAAAAAACAACAGUCCCAA
Clarias gariepinus (North African catfish) is the source of this 3644-nucleotide messenger RNA. Its product is annotated as Fc receptor-like protein 5. The record is from RefSeq and is a predicted model, not a curated record. Bases 1 to 3579 code for a protein of 1192 amino acids. Gene Ontology annotation, biological process: cell surface receptor signaling pathway. The transcript has 16 exons. Gene Ontology annotation, molecular function: transmembrane signaling receptor activity. NCBI's taxonomy places the organism in Eukaryota, Metazoa, Chordata, Actinopteri, Siluriformes, Clariidae.